AUGCAUUUUGAGAGCUCGUUAUUCACACGCCUCUCGGACUUGGAGGCGGCCGUCCAGGCUCACGACUUUUGCUCCUUACACCGACCUGGCACCCCCUUCACGACCUCUUUUUCUGAAUCCCACUCGUCCUCUUCGGCUCGCGGUCAAGUGGCCCUCCUGCGUAUCAGUGCCGAAACCACUCGUGCGGUGGCGCUGUCUGCUGCCCGUUGGCUAGGCGCCUUUUCAGAAACGCACCCCUGCACUCACAUACCCUCUAAGGGUGAAAAUCUAACUGCAGACAGUGAACAAAGAGGAGAGGCGGCUGACAAAAGUGGUACAUGCGUACCCGGGUGCUUAGCCCUAAGCCGAGCCUCAGAUGACACCGAAUCUAUUUGGGUUAGCCCCGAGGCAGCGGAUGCAGGCCUUGCUACCACUCUGGCUCCUCUCGCAAGAACUCAUGUAACCAUGACUAUGUGA
Messenger RNA from Protopolystoma xenopodis, 456 nucleotides. Lineage: Eukaryota; Metazoa; Platyhelminthes; Monogenea; Polystomatidea; Polystomatidae. The record is from the annotation of a GenBank genome assembly.